AGGACUGCUUUGACAAGCCCAGCUAGGCUCCGUUAUUACAUAACGGGUACUUGCAAGUGACACUCCAAAACGUCGCAGCAACCCCGCGGCGCUAGCGCUGCUGCCCGCCCUGAUAGCAGUAUCCAGGACCCUGACAAUUGUGCGGAAACAUCCAUAAAUUGGCUCGGCCACGGUGACUAGUAUCCACGACCGACUUGCACGGACUAGUCACGAAUUGGCAGGGUGCAUCAUGCAACUGUCGGAGAUUUGUUGUGUUGUGAUUGCCUUCCACGGUGGUGACGCAAAUAGGAUUGUCCUGGGAGUGUUGCUGUUAUUGUUUGCGUAUAGCAUACCAUAUCAAACUCAAGCUUCCUUGACAAAUGUAGAAAAUUGCAAGGUUUGGGGUGGCCAUAAUGCGGCUCAGGUGCCCCGAAUUCCUACAAAGUUCACUUCUUCCAAGAUGAAGCACAUUCCCUCAUCGAACGUGACAUCAGAUUGUAUUGAAGGAAUACAGUCGUUCAUUCCAGGUGGACUGCAACACAGCUCAAUUUAUGGCAAAUCCAAUUAUGUCGGGGCUUACCGCAGCCUCGUUUUCUCCGGGCUGCAACUAGACGAUAGCCUACUCGUCCUUCCCCUGCAAUUGACCAAAGGGCUACAGCCUUUUCUUGACUUACACCGGCCUCAAAGCAUUCAGUUCACAGCUUAGUGAUUCUUCGACUCUUCGAUUAAAAUCCAGGCUUCGGGCCGUGAGCCGACUCGAGCCUAAGCCGAACCUGAGCCGGUUUGCAGCAUUAGACUGAGUGCAGCCUGGUCUUAG
Messenger RNA from Suillus subaureus, 796 nucleotides. RefSeq lists its product as uncharacterized. NCBI's taxonomy places the organism in Eukaryota, Fungi, Basidiomycota, Agaricomycetes, Boletales, Suillaceae. Bases 230 to 685 code for a protein of 151 amino acids. The record is from RefSeq and is a predicted model, not a curated record. The transcript is spliced from 4 exons.